Oncorhynchus tshawytscha (Chinook salmon) is the source of this 3180-nucleotide messenger RNA. Its product is annotated as early growth response protein 3. Lineage: Eukaryota; Metazoa; Chordata; Actinopteri; Salmoniformes; Salmonidae. Bases 314 to 1573 code for a protein of 419 amino acids. The record is from RefSeq and is a predicted model, not a curated record. Gene Ontology annotation, molecular function: RNA polymerase II cis-regulatory region sequence-specific DNA binding; DNA-binding transcription factor activity, RNA polymerase II-specific. Gene Ontology annotation, biological process: regulation of transcription by RNA polymerase II. The transcript has 2 exons.
CUAUACAGAGCAGCGCUACUCUUGUGAAACCACCACCACCGUUUCAUUGAUUCACAGACUUUAAACACACAACAUGCAAACAAGAAGGUAAUGACAGGUCUCAUUGUAACUAUAUUAAUAACAAUUGCCUGUGACAGUUAAGCUCUACUAUAUCUCAAAGGAGAGAUAUCAACGGUGUCUCUGAAGGGAACUUGGAUACAACAUCUAGGAUCUUUUUUUCUCCACUCUCUAACACUUAUAGAUCAUCAUCUACUGUGUAUUUUUCUAUUCGGAUACCUGCACGUUGCCAUUUAUGUCAGACUAAAUAACUGCUAUGACAGGGAAACUGGCGGACAAGCUCCCUCUUACAAUGAGCAGUUUAAUAAACACGAUUCCUGACAGUCUUUACCCAGAAGAGGACAUUCCGACGUCUAUGAACAUUUUCACCAAUACGGAUUCUAUAAACCACUACUCGCAAAUGAAUACAGAUAAUAUCAUGGAUCUGGGGAUGGGAAGUGAUAAGGGAAAUUCAGAGAUCCAGUACGGCUCUAGCUUCCAGUCCAGCCGCAGCGGGCAGCCGGUCACCUAUUUGGGGAAGUUUGCCUUCGAUACUCCUCCGUCGGGUGGAAUGGGGGGCUCUGGCUGGUGUUCAGACAACAAUAUCAUUAGUUUAGUAAGUGCUGGGAUCUUGGGCGUCUCCCCGUCGCCUGGAACUAUCACCACACAGACAUCGUCCUCUGGAGCCAGCAUGGGCGGCCAGUCCUCAGAUAUGGAGCAGGUCUAUGGUCCGCCACUGCCUGCUUAUUCCACCUGCAGCGAGCUGUACCAGGAUCAGGUCUCCUUCCACCACAGUCCUGCUACCAGCACUACCCUCGGCUACCCCAGCAAUGACUACCACACCACCUCCAAGCCCUCCAUGGAUGGGAGCCUUUUCUCUAUGAUCCCAGACUAUAACCUCUUCCAUCAUCAGGGUGAGGUUGGCAUGAUGGAGCACAAGCCUUUCCAGUCCAUGGACCCCAUUCGUGUCAACCCCCCACCCAUCACACCACUAGAGACUAUUCGCGCAUUCAAAGACAAGCAGAUUCAUCCAGGUUUCAUGGGCGGGCAGCAGCAUGCUCCUCAGCACCACCAGCCACCACAGACACUAACACUCAAACCAAUCCGACCACGGAAGUACCCAAACCGGCCCAGCAAAACCCCUGUGCAUGAGCGGCCACAUGCCUGCCCAGCAGAAAACUGUGACAGACGCUUCUCCCGUUCAGAUGAACUGACACGCCACCUCCGCAUCCACACGGGUCACAAACCCUUCCAGUGCCGCAUAUGUAUGCGCUCCUUCAGCCGAAGCGACCACCUGACUACCCACAUCCGCACGCACACGGGCGAGAAGCCCUUCUCCUGUGAAUUCUGUGGACGCAAGUUUGCCCGGAGUGAUGAGCGCAAGAGACAUGCCAAAGUUCACCUCAAGCAGAAGGACAAGAAGCCGGCCGACAAGGGGAGUGGAGCGGCUGGCAGCCACAGCUCACCCCCCAAUUCCUGUGGUGGCAGUGGGGGGCCUAGCAGUGGCAACAUCAUGACUGUCACUACCUGUGCUUAGGAUGGACCAUCACCAUGCCCUAACAUAAGACUGGGGAGGGAAGGAUCCUAUCCACAAUGAGACAAAUAGGUGACUCUUUCUCUCUCGUUUUCUCUUACACUCCAUCUCUUUAAAUUUUUAUUUCCAUGUAAUAUUUCCCUCCUCUAUUUGGAGAUGUCAUCUUGUAAGAGUAUGGGAAGAAGAGGACAUAGACGGGAGAGACAGCAACUGUGUGAAUGUUUGCAAGCAGAGGGGCAUCAUGGCACCGGCUGUCCAAGAGGACAUGGCAUAUCUUUGAUAAUGAAAUUCAAGUUUCUGAAGUCAUACUUUAUCAUGUAUUGUGUUUUCUGAGAAAUUCACCAAAAAUCUUGGAUGUGAUGGGAUCCAAAAAAAUUAUGAUUUGGGUUUAGAUUGAAUUACAACUGGGCGUAGAAUAAGGUGAGCUAUGUUUGGGAUGUAUGCAUUUAUUUCAUCUGGUUGUUUAAAAGUGCAAUUGGUUGUAUUUGUGUACUGUUGUUGAUACCUUAUUUGCUGCACUUUCCAUUGCCUUGUCUUUUUGUUGUAAAAUACUUUUUUACACAUAUUUUUUAUUAUUAUUAUUGUUUCUCAAAAGAAUGUGCCAAACGUUUUGGGAUAAUACUGCUAAAUUUGUUUUCUUAAUUGUGCCUGGGAUUAACCAAACAUUACAAAUACAUAAACUAUGUUUCCAACGUUGAUUUAAGGUAGAUUGUUAACAUUAGCCCCAAAAUACUAAAACUUGUUAUUUUAUUAUAAUUUGAGCAAUUAUAAGUAUCACAGUUACAACUCAGUUGGUCAAAAUUCUUUUGCUAUAAACUCAAAAACAUCAGCAUAAAACAAACCCACAUGAAUAUUGGUUUUGUCCAUUCAAACCCGAUCCUGUGUUCAAUGGACCAGUCUUUGGUGGUAAUCUAUUGUCGUCUGAUGCACACUAAAUAAAAUGGAUUGCAACAUUAAUGUUAAAUCUUCAUGAACUGAUGAAGAAUGUAACAUAUUCACUACAAAUUACACAAAUCCAUGACAGAAAGCUUAUCAAGAUACCCAAGAUAAAACAAAAAUCUAUAUUUUAAGUUUAGUGCUUAUGUUUCUUAAAAAAUAUAUAUAUAUUACCGUCUAUCUUCCAAGGGUUCCCCUUGGUCACAUUUAUAUGUGUAUUUAAAGACACACUCGACCAAACUUGAAGUGAAAUGCUAAGAGCGCAGAGAAUAAGACUGAAACAUUGAAAUACCUGCAUCUAUACUACAAGUCAACAUUUCUGAAUAACAGCAGAGAUGAAGAGGGCCUUUUAUCUGUGCAUUCACUGAGAGACCUGCCAGUUAUAUUCAUGUAAUUAGAGAUAUUGUAAAAUAAAAUGUUUUGCAUAUUGUUACAAUGAGCAACAUCUUUAAGAAAUACUAUAGAAUCUACAUGGUAUUGCCAUGUUUACACCUGCUAUUUUGAGAGAUCCUGAAUUUAAAAUGGUUAUUAUUUUUUGUAUAGUGAGAGAUAUAUACAGGUACUUCAACUUUUAUACUCAGACUGUCAAAGGCACCAUAUACUUCAGUAUUAAAUUGUGCAUUUGUAUGCAUGUGUAUGUAGAAGUACAAUAUAUAAAAACAAAUGUAUACAUA